Molecule: messenger RNA, 1090 nt
Organism: Folsomia candida
Lineage: Eukaryota; Metazoa; Arthropoda; Collembola; Entomobryomorpha; Isotomidae
Exons: 4
Coding region: 614-943 (109 amino acids)
Source: RefSeq, a predicted model, not a curated record
AGGCCGCCACAGCAGAAUUCAGAUAUUUUAUAUGACAAAAAUAUUAUCUCGUUAAUUUCAAUUAAGCCAGACUGAAACUAUUACGAAUGCCAGAAUUAAAUAGGCAUGUAAAUAAAAUGCUACAUUUUGAUGCUUUUUCUGAUUUAUGUAGGAGCAUAGAGUUUGUAGAAUGCAAAGGUAUUUAAUUGGGAAUCCUAAGCUGUAUUCAUACUCUCUACCCCACUAAUAAAUGUCAAAAAACAUUACGAAUGGAAUAUCUGUAAAACAGUUAAUAUAACUUUUUUGCGUCACUUAUGUAUGCAUGCGAUUGUCGCAAUAUGCAUUUUAUGUAUCUACGUACGCAUGUAUGCACGUUGUAUGCUCUUGAGUAAAUACAGAUCCAUAAUUUUAUCUACCUGAGUCUUAUAUUUCAAUUACCCAUAUGCACAUUUAGCGCAACUGUUUAGUGCCUGCAUAAUUCAGUCUGUUUCCUUUUAUUAUGGUACUACAUAGUCUCAUGCUCUGAUCACUGUACUGCCAUUAACCUUUUGGUGCUGUAAUGAGAGCACUAAAGUUUUUCAAAAACGUAAUCCGAAAAGUAAUCCGAAAUUGUAGUCUCGCUUAGAAGUGAGAAAUGGUUUAUCUACAAGGAAUCGUUUACAAUUACUUGUUUGGAGCAAUAUGUUUGUUAUUCAACUUUUUUUAUGGGGGUUUUUGUUGUGAACAACUAUCUUCUAUUUCCUGGAUUCCUGGAGAAUUUGACCGAGUUACAAAAGUUGUGAAUAAUGCUUGGAAACAUUGUCGUGUUCAAAUAACGGAAGAGUGCAGUAAAAACAUUGGAUAUAACCAGUUUUGUGCUGAACAGUUUUGUGAAUUUAAUUAUGAAGAAUUGGAAUCUCUGAAACCCCAAAAACAAUGCCAACCUAUUAUUUAUAGAAAGGUGCUCAUCAAGUAUAUCGAGUAAUGCAAGAGGGAUAAGAGCACUUAUACAUAAAUCAGUCCUAUUUUCAUUAGCCAUCAUCAACAUUCCACUCAUAAUUAUUUAGAACCUGUAAGAUAUUUAUAUAGGUCUAUUUAUGUGCAGUACAAACAUUAUUCUAUUUGUCCAGUC